This is a messenger RNA of Aspergillus bombycis, 3276 nucleotides long. Its product is annotated as cation-translocating P-type ATPase. The coding region runs from base 1 to 3276 and encodes 1091 amino acids. NCBI's taxonomy places the organism in Eukaryota, Fungi, Ascomycota, Eurotiomycetes, Eurotiales, Aspergillaceae. Gene Ontology annotation, biological process: sodium ion export across plasma membrane; intracellular potassium ion homeostasis; proton transmembrane transport. The transcript has 8 exons. The record is from RefSeq and is a predicted model, not a curated record. Gene Ontology annotation, molecular function: ATP binding; P-type sodium:potassium-exchanging transporter activity; ATP hydrolysis activity. Gene Ontology annotation, cellular component: membrane.
AUGGAGGAGAAAACCCCCAAUGCAGAGGCGACGCAUCUGCGCUGGCAGAAUGUCGACGAGGAAUCCGGUGACACCGAGCGGCCUCGCUUGAACCGACUGAAUCGCUCUGCCUCUUACAGCUCUCAACACUCUGGUCGCAAUCUCAAAGCGAGGACCACUGUUGAUCCUUCUCUUUCCCUGCCAAUCCAUUAUCGAACAGUGUCCUUUGAGAUCGACGAGGCUGAAGCUCUUCAUCGUACGAAAGCUGCUCAGGCAAAGAGCGAAAUCGCAACUGAUCUCUCAAACCUCGACUGGCACACCAUAUCCGUAGAAGAGCUACAAAAACGUUGGCAGGUUGAUGCAUCCCAAGGCUUGUCGUCCGAGCAGGUUCAAAGGCGGCUGCGUCAAUAUGGCAAGAACUCCCUCGCUGCUCUGCCUCAUCAAUGGUUCUGGCAGAUAUUCGGAUACUUCUUCAAAGGUUUCGGCGCAAUCCUUCUCGUUGGAUGUGUUCUGGUCUUCAUUUCAUGGAAGCCCCUUGGUCAACCACCGUCUCAAGCAAACUUGGCUCUAGCCAUUGUCCUGCUCGCUGUAUUCUUUAUCCAGGCAGCGUUCAAUGCAUGGCAAGACUGGUCCUCUUCCCGUGUUAUGGCGUCUAUCACCGCCAUGUUGCCGGAAAGCUGCUUAGUGCAGAGAGACGGGUCGCAGGUCACUGUUGAUGGACCAGAUAUUGUCCCCGGGGAUGUUGUCUAUCUCAAAGCUGGAAACAAAUUACCCGCUGAUGUGCGGCUUAUCGAUGUCUCGAACGACGCAAGCUUUGAUCGGUCAAUUCUCACCGGCGAGUCAUUACCGGUUCAUGGAACAGUGGAUUCGACCGACGAUAACUACCUUGAGACACAUUGCAUUGGCCUUCAGGGAACCCAUUGUGUUUCAGGAACUGCAAAGGGAAUUGUCGUUGCCACGGCUGAUUCAACAGUCUUUGGUGGUAUCGCUAAAUUAACGAACGAGCCCAAAAAGGGCCUGACAACUCUCGAGAAGGAAGUCCUGAGGUUUGUCCUACUGAUUGUGCUCAUUAUGCUGACCAUGAUCAUUGUUGUGGUUAUUGUCUGGGCUACUUGGCUCAGAGUCGAUCACCCUGACUGGAUCAAUGUUCCUACCUUGAUUGUUGACUGCGUCAGCAUCGCGAUCGCGUUUAUUCCGGAGGGCCUGCCAAUUGCGUUGACUGCUAGCUUGACUAUCACUGCUAAUCUCAUGCGCAAGAAUAAGAUUCUUUGCAAGUCACUAAAGACAGUAGAGACCCUAGGUGCAGUGUCUGUUAUAUGCUCCGACAAAACUGGUACUUUGACACGGAACAAAAUGUUUGUCACUGAUUGUGCCAUAUCUACCUCUACUCUGAGCCCGGAGUCGGCAAGAGACCGGAUGGUGGUGGAUGGGAAGACAUCUGGCGUCCACCAACUCCGUGCUGCAGCCGCUCUGUGUAAUGCAGCCGAGUUCGAUGCUUCGUCCUCAACCUUUCCUCUGGCUGAGAGACGUAUAUAUGGCGAUGCCACCGAUCAAGCCAUCCUCAGAUUCUCUGAGAGUCUAGGGUCUGUCUCAGAAUUGCGCCAGACGUGGAAAAUGAGCUAUGAACUGCCUUUCAAUAGCAAAAACAAAUUCAUGAUCCGCACUUUUAAUGUGGCGCAACCCAACGGAUAUGGGCUAGCACUCUCGGCCGCAGAAGCAGUGCACUUCAGACAGAGUGACGGUUUACUCACAAUUAAGGGUGCCCCGGACAUCUUGAUUGAACGGUGUACGCACACCAUCGGCUCGGACGGUAAUGUGGUGGCACUUGAUGACCAUGUGCGAAGGAAAAUGCUCGAGAUAAAAGACCACUGGUCCAGCAAAGGUAGACGUGUUAUUCUACUUGCUCGCAAAGUUCUUCGAGCAGCGGAAAUCCUUGUACAUCCAUCUUCUCGUGAAUUUGAGUCAGAAAUGAUGAACCAAGCAAAGACUGGUCUAGUUCUGGUGGGCCUGGUUGGCAUUGUUGACCCUCCAAGGGAAGAGAUCCCCGACGUGAUCAAAACCCUGAGACGGGCUGGGAUUAGAAUCUUUAUGGUAACCGGUGACUUUGGGCUCACUGCUCUAGCUAUCGCACGGCAAUGCGGCAUUGUCACAACGGAAGGCGCAGUUGAUACUAUAGCCUCGCUGCAGAGGUCUACUCAAGUAGCUGAGAAAAUUCCCCCAUCGACGCCAUCACCCGCGAUCGUCGUGAGUGGGCCUGAGCUUAUGUCCUUGGAUGACUGUCAGUGGGACCAGCUCUGUCAAUAUCAGGAAAUUGUCUUUGCACGAACAACACCAGAACAGAAACUUCGCAUUGUCAGGGAGUUCCGUUCCCGAGAUGAGAUUGUCGGUAUGACUGGAGAUGGAGUUAAUGACGCUCCAUCUCUCAAGGCCGCCGACAUUGGGAUUGCUCUGGGCAGUGGCUCUGAUAUUGCAAUUGAAGCGUCUGACAUGGUUCUUCUCGACAGCUUUUCGGCAGUGGUAGAGGCUGUACAGUACGGCCGGGUUGUUUUUGAUAACUUGAAAAAGACCAUCGUUUACCUGCUGCCUGCCGGGUCCUUCUCCGAGUUCUGGCCCGUCUUCACCAAUGUCAUGUUUGGCCUUCCUCAGGUCCUUUCGUCAUUCCUCAUGAUAAUUAUCUGCUGCUUCACUGACUGUGCCGCCGCCACAGUUCUAGCCUACGAAGCCCCGGAAGCCGACGUUCUCCUGCGUCCACCACGCAAGCCAAAGCGCGAUCGUCUCGUGAAUUGGAAAUUAGUAUUCCACGCUUAUGGUAUUCUCGGUAUGCUGGAAAGUGUGGCAUCCUUCGCCAUGGCAUAUUGGUACCUUGAGCGCAGUGGCAUACCCUUUUCAGCGUUAUGGUUCAAGUUCGGAGCCGUUCCCUCCAACGUCGACCCAGACUACUACCAAGCCCGCCUAAACGAGGCCAGUUCGAUCUACUUCAUUAACUUGGUCGUUAUGCAAUGGUUCAACUUGAUGGCUGUGCGAACCCGCCGUCUAUCCAUCUUCCAGCAUCCUCCGGCCUUCAACAAAGACACACAGAAUCUGCUCCUCUUCCCGGCGAUUGCCUUCGCUCUCUGUAUGGCCAUCUUCUGGUUAUAUGUUCCCCCUUUCCAGGAGGUCCUGGAUACAAGUAGUGUUCCAGCAGAGCAUUAUUUCCUACCGGCUGCCUUUGGGCUGGGUAUUCUGUGUUUGGAUGAGUUGCGUAAAGCGGCGGUCCGGAGGUGGCCAACAGGAAUUUUGGCUAAGUGUGCUUGGUAG